UUGGCGGGUUGGGAGUCCCGGCAGCACGGUAUUGGUCGAGGUGGCGUGCCUAUCAGGCGAGGCGGGGAGGAUCGGGGUAGCGUGCACGGCGGCCGGCGCAGAAGGUUCGAGCAAAAGGCGGCGGAGAUGUUGGGGAGACAGGUGCUGGUGUUGAGUCAGAACGUGAAGCGGGAAUCGGGCCGCAAGGUGCAGCAGGGGAACAUCAGUGCGGCCAAGACCAUUGCAGAUGUUAUUCGAACAUGCUUGGGACCAAGAGCUAUGAUGAAGAUGUUGCUGGAUCCCAUGGGAGGCAUUGUUAUGACAAAUGAUGGCAAUGCCAUUCUGCGAGAGAUCCAGGUGCAGCACCCAGCAGCCAAGUCCAUGAUUGAAAUCAGUCGCACCCAAGACGAAGAAGUUGGCGAUGGGACCACCUCUGUCAUCAUCCUCACUGGAGAGAUGCUUUUGGUGGCAGAGCAGUACCUCGAGCAGCAGAUGCACCCCUCUGUAAUCAUAGGUGCUUAUCACCAGGCGCUGGAUGACAUGAUUACCACGCUGCAAGAAAUCAGCACUACUGUUGACAUCAAUAACCGUGACCUGAUGCUGAAGAUUAUCAACAGUGCAAUCAACACCAAGGUGAACAAUCUACAGGUUGACCUGGCCUGUAGCAUUGCACUUGAUGCUGUGAAGACUGUGCAGAUGGAAGAAAAUGGCCGCAAGGAGAUUGACAUUAAGAAGUAUGCCAAAGUUGAGAAGGUUCCUGGUGGUUUUGUUCAUGAUUCAUGUGUGCUCCGAGGCGUGAUGUUGAACAAGGAUGUCACACACCCCCGCAUGCGCAGGCAUAUCAAGAACCCCCGCAUUGUGCUCCUGGACUGCUCACUGGAGUACAAGAAAGGGGAGAGCCAGACUGACAUUGAGAUCACUCGUGAGGAGGACUUCACUCGCAUCUUGCAGAUGGAAGAAGAAUACAUUCAGCAAAUCUGUGAGGAUAUCAUCCGUCUGAAACCUGACCUCCUCUUCACAGAGAAGGGCAUCUCAGACCUAGCACUUCAUUACCUCAUGAAGGCAAAUAUCUCUGCAAUCCGUCGUAUCAGAAAGAGUGACAGCAACAGGAUUGCCAGGGCGUGUGGUGCUCGUAUUGUCAGCCGCACAGAUGAGUUGCACGAGGAAGAUAUUGGCACUGGUGCAGGGCUGUUUGAGGUCAAGAAGAUAGGUGAUGAGUACUUUGCGUUUGUCACUGAAUGCAAAGACCCCAAAGCUUGCACCAUUCUCCUGCGUGGAGCAAGCAAGGACAUUCUGGCGGAGGUGGAGCGUAACUUGCAGGACGCCAUGCAGGUCACUCGCAAUGUGCUGUUGGACCCACGGCUAGUGCCUGGUGGUGGGGCAGUGGAAAUGGCCGUGGCACACACACUGAUUGAGAAGUCUAAAACCAUGACGGGAGUGCAGCAAUGGCCCUAUCGUGCAGUGGCAAAUGCUCUGGAGGUCAUCCCCAGGACACUCAUCCAGAACUGUGGGGCAAGCACCAUCCGCUUGCUCACCUCGCUUCGGGCAAAGCACACGCAGGAAGGCUGCCAGACCUGGGGAGUCAAUGGAGAGACCGGAACUUUGGCUGACAUGAAGGAGCUCGGCAUCUGGGAACCACUGACUGUCAAAUCACAGACUUUCAAAACUGCGGUGGAGACUGCCAUCUUACUUCUGCGCAUUGACGACAUCGUGUCUGGCCACAAGAGCAAGAAGGAUAACAAUCAGGGAGGUGAAGGAGAUGCUGCAUAGGUUCAGUCUGCAGGGACCGGUGCUGAGCAGCCCACCCACCCUCCACA
Molecule: messenger RNA, 1796 nt
Organism: Hypanus sabinus (Atlantic stingray)
Lineage: Eukaryota; Metazoa; Chordata; Chondrichthyes; Myliobatiformes; Dasyatidae
Gene: cct3
Product: chaperonin containing TCP1, subunit 3 (gamma)
Exons: 14
Coding region: 127-1749 (540 amino acids)
Biological process (GO): protein folding
Cellular component (GO): chaperonin-containing T-complex
Molecular function (GO): ATP hydrolysis activity; ATP-dependent protein folding chaperone; ATP binding
Source: RefSeq, a predicted model, not a curated record